UGUAAUGACAUUGACCAAGCUGCUGCUGCGCUGUGGCAGUGGCAACGGUGGCGGCCAUGUGAAGAAGAACUUUCUCUUCUAUAACUCUAUCUUGACCUCAUCCUCAAACAGAAGUGCCUCGGCUGGUGUGAUCAAUCGCAGUGUGAGAUAUCUAACGACUUCAUCCUCUGUCCCAGAACCCAAAACACUCGCUAUCAGAAGAGAAGAUGGACUGCAAUGGGAGAGGAGAGCCCCGCUGGCACCCAAGCAAGUGCGCCAGCUGACCAAAGAUGGAUACAAAGUGCUCAUUCAGCCAUCGAACAGACGCGCGUUCACUCAGCGGGAGUACGAGUUGGCGGGUGCUGUAGUGCAGGAGGAUCUGACCCCUGCUCGGCUGAUUGUGGGAGUGAAGCAGGUACCCCCGAAGAAGUUCAUCCCCAACCGCACCUACAUCUUCUUCUCCCACACCAUCAAGGCUCAGGAGGCCAGCAUGCCUAUGUUGGAUGAAAUGCUGCAAAAGAGUGUGCGGUUGGUCGACUACGAGCGAAUGUGUUCAAGUGACGGCAAACGAGUGAUCGCUUUUGGAAAAUGGGCAGGAGUAGCCGGGAUGAUCGACGUCUUGCACGGUGUGGGACUCCGCCUACUAGCUUUAGGACAUCACACUCCAUUCUUACACAUCGGAUUGGCACACAGUUACCGAAACAGCGAGUUCGCCAAGCAGGCUGUCAGAGACGCAGGUUAUGAGAUCGCUCUGGGAUCCAUGCCGAGUUCCCUGGGUCCGAUGACAGUAGUGUUUACAGGGUCAGGAAACGUGUCUCAGGGGGCUCAAGAGGUGUUUUUUGAGCUGCCGUAUGUGUUUGUGGAACCUUCGGAGCUGAAGUAUUGGGCUGAAAAUGGAUCAAAGGAUAGAAUCUAUGCUUGUGUAGUCAGUCGAAAAGACUACCUAGUGCAUAAAAAGACUGGGAAGUUUGAUCUAGAUCACUACACUGCACACCCCGAAGAAUACGAAUCGAAGUUCGCAGAAAGGUAUGCUCCGUACACUUCGAUUCUCGUGAACGGAAUAUUUUGGGCCGUCAACUCUCCAAGACUGAUCAAAAGAGAGGAUCUCGCUUCUCUCCUGACUCCGGCUGCAAGUGCAGAAAAACAGAGCGAGUUUCUGAAAGAGGGAUGUCCCCCGUUACCACACAGAAUGUUGGCUGUGUGUGAUAUAUCAGCUGAUCCCUAUGGGUCAAUUGAGUUCACAGAUGUGUGCACUACUAUUGAUCAGCCUUUUGCAAUGUACAAUCAGGCUGCAGACCGACAUGAUAAUGUGGCUGGUGAUGGAGUAUUGGUGUGUUCCAUUGACAACAUGCCAGCCCAGAUCCCCACUGAAGCCACUGAGUACUUCGGCGGUCUCCUGGCCCCAUACAUUCCUGAAUUGAUGACGUCAGACGCAUCCACUAACUUCGACAAGUGGAGCCCAUCCUCAGUCAUCAAAGAUGCUGUGAUUUGUUCCAAUGGAAAACUGACCAAGUCAUACGAGUACAUAAACACCCUACGCCAACAUAGAGAAGCCGAAGCUGUGAAACGAACUUUUUCUCCGCCUGCAACUGCCAAAGUUAUGGACUCUAAGAAAGUUCUAGUUCUGGGAGCGGGAUACGUAGCUCCUCCUUGCAUCGAAUCUUUAGCCAGAGAGGACGGUCUUGGUGUAACAAUUGUAUCUGCGAUUAAAAAAGAAGCUGAAGUUCUUGCUAAGAAGUUUCCUCAAUGCGUUGCUUAUGAAUUGAAUGUUGAAAGUCAACCGGACGAACUGGACUCGCUGGUGAAAAAUCACGACGUAGUCGUAAGUUUGUUGCCCUGGACACUACACAGAAAGGUAGCAGAGUCAUGUUUGAAAAACGGCUCCCAUCUCGUGACGACCAGUUACAUGAACCCUUCUUUGGGCGAAUUGGAAGAGCAGUUUAAAAAUGCAGGCUUGACUGCUGCGAUGGAGUGUGGGCUGGACCCUGGAAUUGAUCAUUUGCUGGCCUUAGAAGCGAUCGAUCAAAUUAAAGCCACAGGAAACAAGAUUGUGUCCUUCACAUCUCUUUGUGGAGGUCUCCCAGCCCCUGAGCAUUCGAACAACCCUCUGAAGUACAGGUUCAGUUGGAGUCCAAAAGGUGUCUUCUUGGCAGCCAACAGCUCAGCCAAGUUUCUGCAGGACGGAAAAAUUAUUGAAACUGGCACCCAAGGUGAUGUGCUGACAUACCGGAAACCAAUCGACCUGUUCCCUGGCCUCCGCUUAGAGUACUUCCCCAACCGUGAUUCCCUCGGGUACAUAGAGGAAUACGGAUUAAACACAUGCCAUUCGUUCUUCAGAGGAACUCUGAGGUACAGUGGGUACGCAGCGAUAGUGCAGUCAUUCUUCAAGUUGGGUCUGCUCAGUUUGGAUUCGGUGCCGUACUUGCACCCCGAUGCCAAGGCAAUCUCUUGGAGAGAACUCAUGUGCAAUCUGCUGGAGGCCAAUGAUUCUACUUCUGAGAAGGGCUUGAUCGACAUUGUGUCGAAAUAUGGAGUGUCUUCAUCUGUCACGAGUGCAAUGGAGGACCUGGGUCUGUUUUCUGACCAUGAAAUGGUACCCCUGUUCGAGACUCCUUGUGAUACGUUAUCAGCUGCCCUGGCACAAAAGUACACAUUUAAACGCGGAGAGCGUGACUUCCUGGUGAUGCGUCACUCGUUCGAAGUGGAGAAAGUAGAUGAGAAAACUGGCCAAGAGGGAAUCGAGACAGUGAAUGUGUCUAUGGUCCAGUACGGAGACCCCUAUGGAUACUCAGCUAUGGCCAAGUGGGUGGGACUACCUUGUGCACUAGCCACCAAAAUGAUACUCAAGGAAGAGAUAACUGACAGAGGCUUCAUCCGACCAAUUUAUAAGGACUUCUACAAACCCCUCUUAGCUCAACUCAGGGAAAAUCAAUUGGACGACUACUCGGAAACCUACUUCACUCCAAAACACUGAACAACUCAACUUAAUAAACUAUAGAUAGUUUUCAUCGGUAAUAUGACAGUGCAAUAAACAGGUGUAGCAAAAAGCAAAAUAAGAACACUAUGAAAGAAAAAAUGAGUACAAAAAUUUUAUUUACGGAUAAAUACUUCUUCUACCUACCUAGUCCUCUGAAAUCAAUAUUAUAUCAAGAUGUGUUAGUGUUGUUAUUUUCGGGUUGCUACAUCUGUGAAUUUACGCACGACCCCUGUGUAAUUUGGUAUAUGAUGUGUUGUGUACUUGCUUUGUUGAAGACGACAGUUUUAAGUUACUUCAGCUCUCAGUUUUUGUGUAUGAACAGAAGUAGUUUGCAUAGUUCAGUCACAAGGAUGUGAGCAGGAUUCAGGUUGGAGCAGGGAGCAAACUACUCUACUGAAACUGUUAGCUUAUAGCUAGAACGGAGUUAUCAUGAAAAUCCAUUUUAUAGUUUUACAUUUGGAUAUAUCAAAAUGUAAUGGACAGACCUCGUCGAUCAAGAUUGGAGGGUUUUCAGACAAAAAUAUAGGAAAAACAAACAUACAAUUUGUAGCCAGAGACUAGGAGCUGUAAACCUUUAAACUAAAAUUUUAUUCUAUAUUUGUCAUCUUACUUAUCGAUCAUAGUUCGCGGGAGCGAGUUUGAAGUCACCUUUAGCGUCGAGAUAUAACACUGUCGAAUUUCGCUUUCCUCGGAUGAAGUUAAUGUAACGUAUCGUUUUUUUUGGGCGGAAUAAACACUUUACAUAACA
Symsagittifera roscoffensis is the source of this 3704-nucleotide messenger RNA. RefSeq names its product alpha-aminoadipic semialdehyde synthase, mitochondrial-like. Gene Ontology annotation, cellular component: cytoplasm. Bases 5 to 2953 code for a protein of 982 amino acids. Gene Ontology annotation, molecular function: saccharopine dehydrogenase activity. Lineage: Eukaryota; Metazoa; Xenacoelomorpha; Acoela; Convolutidae. The transcript has 14 exons. The record is from RefSeq and is a predicted model, not a curated record.